UCAAGCAGCUCACAUCUUCACGUGUUCGUGCAAACAAGCGCGGUACGCACGCAAUGAAGGCUUCCGCAAUUGGGCUGGCGUGUUUCGCUGGUAUCGCGCACGUAAGUGGGUUCGUGCCACACGUGAUUCCACGUGGCAGCCGAGCGUCGCACGAUGUGAGCUCGCUUGUUGUGGCAUCGCGCCCUCUCCCUCGCCCCUAUCGACCAACAGCCGGCAGGGCCAAUAGUAGCCUGUUCAUGAAUAAGGGAGGGGCACAUCUGGGGGAGGAUGGAGAGAGAAAUCGAACGAGACAUCUGAGUUCACUGAUGGGUCACCCUGGCGGUCUUCACAAGGUUGCUCUGCUCGCCUUGGCCGGAGCCGUUUCAUGUCAACUUCUACCUCACGCAGCAGUAGCCGCAACCGAGACGGCCGUGCCCAUAGCUUCAGCAGCCGUCGACGGUACAUUAGUGGAAAGACUAACUAGUUCGGGUUUUUUCCAGGCCUUUUCACUCGUGUUUGUCUCCGAAAUUGGUGACAAAACCUUCUUCAUUGCCGCUCUUUUGGCGGCGAAAACAAGCCGCCUCAUCUCCUUUGCGGGCUCGGUCGGGGCGCUGGCGGUGAUGACGGUGCUCGCGGUGCUCUUGGGGUUGGCGUUUCACUCCGUGCCGUCCGUGUUCACGUCUGGCCUUCCUCUGGACGACAUCAUAGCGGCGGCAGCUUUUCUCUACUUCGGAAUCAACACCUUGAAAGAUGCCUACGCGCUGCCGGACGAUUCCAACCAAGGUAUUGAGGAAGAGCGGGCCGAAGCCGAAGAGAGCGUCAAGGAGCUUGAGGGGAAGAAAACUGUUUGGUGA
Ectocarpus siliculosus is the source of this 833-nucleotide messenger RNA. NCBI's taxonomy places the organism in Eukaryota, Phaeophyceae, Ectocarpales, Ectocarpaceae. The record is from the annotation of a GenBank genome assembly.